AUGGCCGACUUUAUUGGUAUGACCAUUAGUGUCACUUUGCAGCAGCCUCCCGGCGCUGUUCUGGUUGGCCGCGUCGCCCAUGUCAUCGCUGGCCAGACACUGGCCCUGGAGAACGUCUUCUUCCCGCAAUCUGGCAAUUCACUGCCCUCGUACAACGUGCCCGCCCACCUGAUCCAGGACCUGCAAGUCGUCGAGACCAACUUCGAGGCCCACUCCAAGCCUCACACUCCUGCUGCAAACAUCUCUGCCUCGCGUGGUGCCGCCCAAUUCCCGCCUCCUCUCCCUGUCCCUGCUCACGACGCGCGCGUCGAGAGCCUUCUGGCCAAGAAAACUCCUUCCUUUGUCGACCCAGCUAUCCUCAGCUUCUCCAAGUCUCCUGCGCCUGCUNNGCUCGCAGUCAGCCUCCACCACCAUCCCUCCUACAGCAACCUUCAGCUCCUGUUACACCUAGCAAGAAAGCUCUGUCUGCUGCCGCUGCAGCUCUUCCACCCACAAACACCUCUCCAUUCGUCGCCCAUGCCGCUGAGCCAUCCACCACACAAGAGCAGNGAUUGUGCCGAAGACAAUGCCGCUCAAUCGGCCAAGAAGACAAGACGCGGCAGAAGGGGUCCAAGAACAAUCCAGGUCCCUCUGGCUGCAGCCACCGAGGCACAAACCGUUAAAGAAACCCUGUCACCUAACGUCUCGCGCAAUGGAAACGACAUGACUAUCACUGCAAGCACCAACAAGAAGGGCUGGCGAUCCACUCCNCUGCUCAAGGAACAUACAUCAGCUGCAUUUGCGGCUUCAAAAACCAAGAAGAAGGCAAAGCGCCAACUCAAUGGACUCGGAGACCAGAACGGCUGGGCUACCGAAGAAGCAACAGACAUUCAAGACAUGGGUGACUUUGACUUUGAAGCCAACCUCUCCAAGUUCGACAAGAGAACCGUCUUUGAUCAGAUCCGUAACGAGGACACGACCGCAGACGAGGAUAGACUGGUUUCGCACAACAGACUCGCACGACCUGGCACAUACGGAGGCAAGAAUCUGCAUCCGACAGAAAACGUCCUCUCUCCAACCCUGAAGCCUAAGCAUCACGGAAGCGAACUCGAGUCUUCGUCAGAUGCCGAUACAGAGCUCAACUUUGGCAGUGGCCCCAACUCGAGACGUGCUCCUUCUCGUACAUCAAACAAGCGCCCUUCGCGCAUGAGCAACAGCGGCCUACCGGAAGAUAUUCUCCAUCCUCUGGCUGCUUCGUUAGCUUCGACUGCUCUCAACCGCUCCAUGAGUUCUCUACGAGGCUCUUCUGUUGUUGCGUCCUCGCCUAACCCUAACCGUGCUCGCUCUCCUCCAUCUGUGCAAUCGCCCCUGCAUUCUUUGAAUCAGCUCAGCCUCGCUCAACAAGCUGCUGCUGCCCCUCGACCCCAUUUCAAGACACCAAAGUCAAAAUACCCCUGCUCGCUAUACCACCCCGAUCGUCUACGACAAGCCGAAGCUGAUGCAAUCUCAAACAUUGGCAUCAGCGCCGACGCCAUCACUGAAAAUGCUGCCCGCGGUAUCGCAGAGAGUGUUCUAACCAGCACCCUUAAGCCCGGUGCAUCCCGUCGCAACUCAAAAAUCGCCAGCAAUCUACCCAACUCAAACUCGAAACCAGUGGUGGUCGUUCUCGCUGGCAAUCAUGUGACUGGUGCUCGUGCAAUAGCCAGUGCACGCCACCUCUACAGCCGCGGUUUCAAGGUGCUCAUCUCUGUCCUCGACUUCUCGAACCCCAGCGUCUGGCAUCCACAGCUCGCCAAGCACAUUCACUCGUUACAGGCACUAGGUCGCAAAGCCGCACGUAUAGAAGGCUGGCGCAGCACAUCAGGCCAAAUCAAGAAACUCGAAGGACCUCCUGUCAUCAUCGUCGACGCUCUGCUAGACGGCCAACGCCAUGCCGAUAUUCGUGAUGAAGACCUCCGCGCUGAGGCUCGCGAGAUGAUCGACUGGGCAAACCGAUCUCGUGCAGGUGUUGUCAGCAUAAAUAUUCCAUCCGGCUUCGACAACGUAGACGGAAGCUCGAGUAUUGUGGAUGGCGAACCCCUUGCUAUCCGCCCUGAAGCUGUGCUUGCUCUAGGUGUCCCGGUCUUGGGACUGCUCGAAGCUAUUCGAGAGGGUGAAGGUAGUGCCUGGGUGGUCACGGCUAUAGACACUGGUGUCAAUGUCGUUCUCAGUGAUCGCGAGAAGGUCCAAUUCGGCUUGGACUGGAGCGUCAAUCUACGUUUUGUGUCUGGUGAAGCACAAGCAUAG
This is a messenger RNA of Aureobasidium vineae, 2265 nucleotides long. The record is from the annotation of a GenBank genome assembly. NCBI's taxonomy places the organism in Eukaryota, Fungi, Ascomycota, Dothideomycetes, Dothideales, Saccotheciaceae.